AUGGGUCAGCUUCAGCAAGAGCCGGCGCUCAGCCGACUCGAGGUUCGAUGGAAUGGAGGUCUCAUUGCCGCGUCCAUUGCAGUGUCCCUCUUAGGCGCCUUCACUUCCACUCAGAUGAUGUGUCAAGCACGAACUUCGCGCUACUUCUCAGGCGUCCUGGUUUGGACUAUCCUGGGAAGUUUGACCUUCGGUUUCUGUUCUAUUUGGUGUCUUCACUUCAUCGCGAUGUUGGCCUGCGAGCUUCCGCUUCCCAUCGGCUUGAACGCUCCUUUGACGGUUCUUAGCGCGGCACUGGCGGUCAUAUUCACCUUCCUGGCCCUGGCUGCGGACCCUAUGCGCGAUCGUUAUCUGCGGCUGGUCAAGAAGGGCAAAGCGAUGGCUCUCAGACGGGAAAGAAGAAAGGAAGCAGCAAGGCAGGAUCUCAAUGACAGCUCAGAUGCUCUCCUCGGAGCACGGGUCUCGGGCGAAGGUGAAGAGGCGCAAGUCAUUGCGCAGGAGCAUUCUAACGGGUCUGCCGACCGCAGUCCUGCCAGUCGUGACAGCGGUGCAAGUGUGACUCUAGGGCGCUUGGAGGAUCAUUUCACUAGUGGAGGGCCUGCUACCAGCACCGCCAUCGGAUCCUCUGGGCCGCCUCAACGUCACCAACUGCCAAGUGAAGCCGGCCGAAAAGCUUUUUCCGCGCAAAAUGAGUCCUCUCUGGGGGAGGGUUCUCCUCGAGACACUGAAAGUUACCAAAGAAGCUCGCAAAGGAGCUCGCAAUGGAGCUCAGAGGAAGAGGAGCGUUCUCGACGGUCCUCUACGACAAAUCAUUCGGACAGUAGUAGCCUCGGCCUUCCUGGCUUCAUGAGCUUCAGGUUUUCCAAGAGUACCACUACCACCACAGCGAAUGUCAUCCUCGGGAUCGGCGAGCUGUUAUACCAUGGAGCAACUCUGACCAACUUUUGCAAGGGCUUCAUAUGGAGCUUGGCAAUUACCACUAUGCACUAUGUUGGUCUCUUGGCCCUGGAGAUUCCUAGAGGACACGUUACGCUUCAACCAUUCCUCGUCCUCCUCUCGGCAUUGUGCGCAUGGCUGGUCUGCACUUUAGGAUGUAUCCUGAUGCCCCAGAUUGAGGUCAAUCUAUCCCAGCAGCUCAUCUUCUCGGUGGUAGCGGCAGCAGGGGUUGCCGCCAUGCAUUUUACGGGAAUGUGGGCGACCACCUUUUGGUCCCAGGCCUCUCCAACUGCGGAACGUGGAUAUCCUCCAGAUCUGGCUGUUGCCGUCACCAGCAUCGCCAUUCUAACCUGCUUGCUUGCAAACGGUCUUCUCGCGCACUCAGCGACGGUGGCUCGGAAUAAGCUGGCUGAAAUCGUCCACACUCGAAGAAAACUCUGGGCCGCUAUCGCUCAAAAAGAAAAUGCGGAAGCAGCUGCGGCGGUAAGGAGUGAAUUUAUAGCGAGCGCCAGUCACGAAAUCCGGACGCCCUUGCAUCAACUACAAGGUUACAGUGACUUACUGUCGCGCAUGGAACUGAGUGAAGACGCUCGUCUGCUCCUCCUCGCCAUACAGCAAGCUACGAGAUCGCUCUCUAUGAUCACGGCCAACGUCCUUGACUGGUCUCGAUUGGAGAAAGGAGAAGCUGUCUGUCGACCAACGAGCCUUGACCUCCGAAAGGUGUGUGAGUCGAUCCUGGCGAUUUUGCCCAACAAGGAAGAGGAUAUUGGUACGGAAUUGAUGAUUGUCGUGGCACCCCAGGUACCAUCCUCACUUUUCCUGGAUGAGACUUAUCUACAACGGAUCCUGAUGAAUUUACUUACAAACGCUCUAAAAUUUACGCAAUCUGGAUACGUUCUUCUACUGGUGGAAAUCACGGACAUGGACUUGGCCAUCACUGUUAGAGAUUCUGGAUUUGGAAUACCGGAGUCAUUUUUGCCACAUCUUUUUGAACCAUUCAAGCAGGCACAAACGCGAGGCGCUGAGCGAGGGACUGGUCUCGGGUUGGCUAUCAUCAGACAACUAUUACAGAAAAUGGAAGGCACAAUUGCAGUGGAGAGCAAGUCCCACCAGGCGGAGAAUGUGGGAGCCGAAAACUGCGGCAGCAUCUUCACCGUCACCAUUCCCAUCGAUCCCUCGGGUGAUGUACCGGACGGUUUGAACUCUCUUGCUACCAAUCGGCGGAUUGCGUUGCUGCUAGACUGCAAUCCUCGAUUUGCGGAAGGACUCCAACUAGCUUGGGGAGCUUUUGACUUCGAGUUGAUCCGAGCAGAUCCAGAUGAUGAAAUAUCAGACUCUUUCGGGUAUGUCUGGACAGACCUGAUGUUUUUGACCAAAAACCCAAAGCUCCUAGGGCGAAUACUUGCCCUUCGACACCAACUUGUCAUCUUGUCAUACGACUCCCAAACAUUGCUUGACGAGUCGUUAGGCUCUGUCCCCCCGCCGCAUGUCAUACCGGUCAAAAGACCAUUCGUGUGGCAUCGCAUGGUCGAGAGUAUAGUUUCGGCGGCUCGCACUGGUAGAUCAUCGGUAGAUCGAUCUGUCAGAUUUGCCCCUGUGGUCGACGUGGUGGAUGACAACCAGAACUCGCGGCCAACGCACGAGACCAAGACGCUGAGGGGCGCGACAGUGCUAUUGGUGGAAGACAACAAAAUCAAUCAGAAGCUCGGGGUGAAGAUGUUGAAUACGCUCGGCUACAGUGUGAUCGUGGCAGACGAUGGUCAAGAAGCCAUUGACAAGCUUGUCGAGCACGACAAUGACAUCGAUAUCAUCCUGAUGGACCAAUCGAUGCCGCGCAUGGAUGGCAUAACGGCCACAAAGAGAAUUCGAGAGAUGGAGAGGGAGGCACUAAUGGGACCCCUUACUCGCACAAGGCGGCCCAUCAUUAUGGUCACAGCGGUAGUUGGUCCGGAUGCCCAAGCCCUUUGCAUGUCGGCAGGGACAGACGCAUUCCUUCCGAAGCCGCUGGCAAUGUCGAAGCUCGAGCACACGUUAAAGAAGUUUCUUGGCUGA
Molecule: messenger RNA, 2985 nt
Organism: Fonsecaea multimorphosa CBS 102226
Lineage: Eukaryota; Fungi; Ascomycota; Eurotiomycetes; Chaetothyriales; Herpotrichiellaceae
Exons: 1
Coding region: 1-2985 (994 amino acids)
Biological process (GO): phosphorelay signal transduction system; phosphorylation
Molecular function (GO): phosphorelay sensor kinase activity
Source: RefSeq, a predicted model, not a curated record